Cladophialophora immunda is the source of this 393-nucleotide messenger RNA. RefSeq lists its product as uncharacterized. Lineage: Eukaryota; Fungi; Ascomycota; Eurotiomycetes; Chaetothyriales; Herpotrichiellaceae. Bases 1 to 393 code for a protein of 130 amino acids. The record is from RefSeq and is a predicted model, not a curated record. The transcript has a single exon.
AUGCGACGACGAUCUGUUGGGAGAAUUCAUUUGGGUCCGUGGGGUGGGAUUCGUCUGCGACACGGAUUGGGGCCAGAGCGGCUUGUGGUCCGGCUCGGAGCAAUCAGUAUUCCACAAGCGAAUCGGGCUUAUUCGACCAAGGCUUGGGUCAGGGUCAGCGGCGAGGCUGAGGGGGCUCCUUGUGGGGAUGACUUGGACAGUGAUUUGGAAACACGUCUAUGUGUCGAUCACGAAUUGCUGGGUCCAAAAUCCAGUGAACAAUACAUCAAGAAGGAGGAGGAAGGAUAUUCCCCAUCUUUGGAAAUGAGGGCCGGGAACAUGGGAGAUAUACAACAGAAAAUUACCACGAAUACAGGCGAACGAUUAGAGCGUGUAUUGAAGAGCAAUGCCUAA